Messenger RNA from Galeopterus variegatus (Sunda flying lemur), 3811 nucleotides. It is a transcript of the gene IGIP, whose product is annotated as IgA-inducing protein. NCBI's taxonomy places the organism in Eukaryota, Metazoa, Chordata, Mammalia, Dermoptera, Cynocephalidae. The record is from RefSeq and is a predicted model, not a curated record. The transcript has a single exon. The coding region runs from base 3482 to 3643 and encodes 53 amino acids.
UUCUUUUUUUUUUUUUGAGGCCAUUUUUAGUUUAAUGCCCCCAUUUCCCAAUCCUGGUAUAAAAUGAAUUACGGGUAUCCCUCUAAGUCCCUGUAACCCUUUUUUGGGAUCACAUAUACCUUUGAUAACCUGAUGAAAGUGAUGAACCCUCUCCCCAGGAAAAAAAAAUGCACAUAUACAGAUAAUUUUGCAUACAACCUCAAGGGCAUCACACAUCUUCUGAAACCCAAGUUAAGGAUCUCUGCUCUAAAUAAAUUCUAGAAAGAGUUUUAAUGCAAGUAAUUGAUAAAAUCAAGAACUAAGUAUUAGUUUAAAACAUCACAGAUUGGAAUUAUUGUAAGAUGGCGGCCCCUACUAGCAAAAUGUGACACUGCAACGAACUUUGUUAGACAUUAUAACAUCCAGACAGAAGGGAAAAAGAAGCAAAGUUCUGAGAGCUAUUUAUAAGGAGUCAGGGCAUCUCUAGAUGUGGGAGCCAUUCCUGGUUCAAGGCAGGGGUCAGGAUGCCUGACAACUUCUAGCAGGGUAGAGUCUGAUAAACCACAAUGCUCAGGAUGCCAAGGGGUUAGCCAUUAUCUUAACCCCUUUCUCACCAAAAGAUUUUAGUUUUGUCUAUUGGGAAACAAGAUGUCACUAGGGAAAAAAAAGAUUUGCCUUACACCUUUGCUGGAACACAUCAGUUUGGUGAUAUAUGGGACACUAGAAUUAUUUUUGAGAAGGUGCAUAAAACCAAAGUAAAUUAUUCUCUAUGUAGAACAUUAUUUACUAGUAACAUUUGUUUGGGUGUAUUAGCUUUGACAAGUUUUACCAGUAAAUAUUGGUUUUAUUUAAAACUGGGAAUCCAGUUUAUAAAUAGUAUAGUUGAUAUAUCUAUUCUUUCCCCCAUGUAAAGAAUAGUUUAAAAAUUUGUGCAUACUUUCUGCUUUUCUCUCUUGAUGCCAUGAGGCGGGUUGGGGUGGGGGGAGAGAUGUCUGAGUCAACAACUGACAAAAUGUCUUCUUCAAAUUAAAAAAUUGAGAAGCAGCACUUUAACUCUACACCAUUUUAGUGCAUGUAUUAGUUUUAAUAAUGAUUUUUGGUGCAUGCCUUUGGGCUUUAUUCAAAAGUGUACAAUAGGAAAGUAUAUUUCCUUUCUUAGAAAGGAGAUGUUUUUCUACUUUGCAACAUGUGAUUACAAAAAAAAAUCUUCCUCUGUGGGAAGAUUAACCAUGUACUGAACUACUGAAAAGUAUAUAUUUUUAGAUAUACAGAAGGAAUCUACAUGGAGCAGCAUUCAGACCUAUAUAGAAGUCAUAGCAUUCUGUAUAGGACCAAAAAGGAAGUAACAUUAAACACUUAAACAGACUUUGUUGGGUAGAAAUACCUUUAGAUCUUGCAUUGACUUCCAAAAAGAAAAUGCCACAGAAGUUUGCUGAAAACUUUUGUUGCCUGAAUUUUCUCUGUCAGUGUAUUUAGCCCAAAUACAAUAGCUUUGGGUUAGCACAUACAUAAGAAUCAAAAAAACAAAGCCAACUAAAUAUAUCAGUCUGGUUUGCCAAUCCAGCUUGACUGAAAUAAGUAAACUAAUCACUUGUAACAUGAAAAACUGUCCAACUCCUCUAAGGUUUUGACAAAAUAACUUUGGCUUGAUGUGGGAAGACUCCCACUUUGAUUUCUGACCUGACAGUGAAGAUUCGUGCUUGACAUGAUUUCAAACCUGACAGUGUCUGUUUAAGGAGCUAUGGUACAGUUUGCUAAUUCAAUCCCAGAUACCUGUUGAUUACCUGUGAGAUCUAGAGUCCAAAGUAGCCAGCAGCCAUGUCCCUGAGUGCUCUGUGCCCAUCAGAUAAAGUAAGCAGGGUUGGGACAGGUUACAGCUCGGAUGAUUGAUUGACCUCAGGUACCAUAGACAGCCCCAGAUUCAAGAAUUGUAUCUGCUUUCUUAGGAGUCAUCAUUGAACUAAUGUCCCACACUGUGUUACUUACCGUAGAUGCUCUUUCUUAGAGGAGGCCCAGAGCACACAUCCUAAUAGCUUGUGGUACUCAGAGAGGGGGUGCUAACUCUGAUGCCCUGGCCAAAUUCCAGUUUAGGGAUGUGGGUCUUCUUGUCAUUCUAAUUGGAAAUGUGCAUCACUUCCCAUUUUCUUAUUGAUCGCAGUGCAAACUAUUACUAGUUGGUUUCUUUGCCUGGUCCCAAGUCUCUAAGAUGCUGGUGUGUAUUAUAUGGGCCAAGUUCAUGUCUUAUCCUAAUGCACAAGAGUUGAGAAAUGGGUGAGCUUUGUGUCAGAGUGCACUGUGAUUGGAAGAUGGACUCUUGUGAUGCUGGGGGGAUGAAAUUGGCCCUCAUUAAGCAUAAUUUGGGGAAUGUGCACUGGACGGAGGUUCCAGCCAUGAGGUGUGAGCUGAAACCAAUUUUCCCUCUUUUCUUAUAGCAUGUUGAGAAAGUCUGUUGGGUUUUCAGCAGUCAGGGAAGGCCGGAGUUCUGCUUUAAUCUGGGUAACUGAGGCUGGUUUGAGCAAGACUUCGGUUAAUUAACUGGGUUCUCAGAUGCCACAGACUCCGUGAGAAGUCACCAUUAUUUUCAAUGGUUGUGAUAGAAUUUCCCCCUAGUAGCCAUUAUUUUAAGAUUAUAUUGCAGAGUAGCUUUAUUUUGAGCUUUUGUGUAUACACAAUCCCAAACUGGAAGAAAUUUUAAAAAAAGAAAUCCUGCUGUGAAAGGUAUAUAUUACUCUAGAUUUUUCUUACUGUAAAUAUUGUAAGAUUGUAAUACUGUCGAUAUUUUAUUAACCAACAAAUGUUAAUCUAUGUGAAUUCAGACUUAUUUUAAAUGUGCUUUUUAUUUACUGUGUGUGGUCCCUGUUGCUGACAGUAUUAAGUUAUAUUCUGAUGUAAGAUUAACUUUAUUAAAGAAUGUAAACAUUAAUGUUUCCUUAUGGGAAAACAAAUAAAGUAUAAAGAAGACAAUUCUUUUCAUUGAAAUAUACUGUGUAUUUACCCUUGCUAGACCCAGCACCACUUAUAAAUUUAGUUCACUGUUCAGAAUUUUAGUUAACACAGCUGACAUGGUUGUGCUCUGUUUGAAAGUCUUAAGAGUAGUAUUGGAAUAUAGACAGUUUGUAUUUGUCUGCUGUGAAUCAUAAUCCUGAAAUUUAUAAUCAAGUUUGUAAAAUUUUUAUAGUAAAACAUUUUAAUGACAAUUUGAAAAAUUAUCUUCUCUAAAGAAUGGUCAAAACAAUUUCCUUUCAGAAAUAGAAUUGUUCUUUAACAUCUUUCCAAAGUGACUUUGGUUAAAUGGGCCAGAUGUAUAUUAGUUAAAAUUUAAGACUAAGUUGUUGAUAUUCUUUGAGUUUACAAGUUAAUCCUUAUUGGAGACGUGCCAAUAUACAGUAGAUUAUCAUUAAUUUGCACUGUUUGGGGACCCCAUUUAAGAAUGCUGAAUUUUGCCAACUAAGAAGUAAGCAAAUGCAAUUCAAAAAGUAAAUUUGAGCAUUCUGUAUUAAAUAUGUGCAGUUAUUAUCACCUGAAGAAGCGCAGUGUGUCGGGCUGUAAUAUAACCAUAUUUGCUGUCAUAUUCUCCCAUCUCAGUGCUGGGAAAUCACCAUGUGGAAACCAAGCAAACGUGUUGUGCAUCAGCCGGCUUGAGUUUGUUCAAUAUCAAAGCUGAAACUAGCGAGGUCUGCUGUACUGCUUAUUGAAGUAUUGUGAUUCUUUUAGGCAUUGAUUCUUACAAAAUAUAUACUGUAACAGUAUACUUUGUACAGAUUUAAAUUUUAUUUGAAAAAAUGAAAUAAAGUAGGCAAAAAAAUAAAGAUGUUUAUUUUUCAUGUGACUA